Messenger RNA from Daucus carota subsp. sativus, 1242 nucleotides. Its product is annotated as large ribosomal subunit protein uL14mz. Gene Ontology annotation, biological process: translation. Bases 164 to 655 code for a protein of 163 amino acids. The record is from RefSeq and is a predicted model, not a curated record. Gene Ontology annotation, cellular component: ribosome; mitochondrial large ribosomal subunit. The transcript has 5 exons. NCBI's taxonomy places the organism in Eukaryota, Viridiplantae, Streptophyta, Magnoliopsida, Apiales, Apiaceae. Gene Ontology annotation, molecular function: structural constituent of ribosome; large ribosomal subunit rRNA binding.
UAAAUUACGUGAUUAUAAAAUUUUUACAAGCAUAUAUAACUGUAGUAACCAGUAAGAAUGCAGUCGAGUUGCCAUUACAAGCGGGGCUAAAACCUAGAAACAAACUACAGGUUGCUUGCUAAACCCAAAACGACGCCGCUGAAGCCACCCAGUUGAAUUCGAAAUGGCUGCUUCUAAAUUGUUUCGUGCUGGUCGUUCAUUGUUGGGGGGCCUCAACAGCAAUUCUCUUGGUUUACUGAGGAUGUCGCAGGAGACAACCUGUUUUGAUUCAUUAUCUCAGCAAACAAGGACAUUCAUACAGAUGGGUACCAAACUCAAAGUUGCCGAUAAUUCCGGGGCAAAGCUAGUAAAGUGCAUACAAGCAUUGAAGGGUAAGAAAGGGGCAAGGUUGGGGGAUAUGAUAGUUGCAUCUGUAAAGGAAGCAGCACCCGGUGGCACCGUGAAGAAGGGAGCUGUCGUUUAUGCUGUUGUAGUCCGUGCUGCUAUGCCACGAGGACGUUGUGAUGGAAGCGAGGUUAAAUUUGAUGACAAUGCUUGUGUCCUUGUCAACAAGGAAGGGGAGCCAAUUGGAAAGAGGGUUCAUGGGCCUGUACCACAUGAGCUGAGGAAGAAAAAGCAUAUCAAAAUUUUGAGUCUGGCGCAGCAUAUUGCUUGAGGAUUGCAAGGGCUUCCUAAUGUGCGUCCCGCAGCAGGAUCGAAAUGUCUCUCCUUGAUCUCUCACCGUAUCUAAGAAAUGGGCAAAGAAGCUCCGAUGACGCGAUGUUAUGAUUGCAGACUGCACAUAAACCGAGGCUGCAUGCUUCACCAGCUCAUUUCUGAUUGAUAUGGUGGAAGCAUCAAAUGCAUUAGAUUCUAUAGAUGAUGUUUUUGUUGGCGGUGAAUGUAUAACGUCUCUAAGGCUUGUGUAGCCUUGACAGUCAAUGUCCGGAUCAUUUUCUCUGUUUAUUGAAGAAUCGUUGGUGCAGCGGAGUUUAAAUGAGUCGCUCCUAAGAUUGAAUGAUCGUAAAAGCUUCAGUUUUUCAUGAUCUGCAUCCAUAUUCCUAAGUCCAUAUAUAAGAUGUUGUUAAGAAAUUUAAAGCCACUCUAGGGUUGUGCAUGCACCAAUAUAUAUACAGUUUCUUGAUGUUGUGAUAUGGAAGUUGUUAUAGUUGGAUUAUUUAUCUUAAUGCAAAGGUCGUAAAGGGAUGAAAUUAACAGCUGUGUCUUUUUGUUAGUUUGGGCCUCUUUUAAUAGAUCUAUGAA